This is a messenger RNA of Phymastichus coffea, 2759 nucleotides long. RefSeq names its product paramyosin-like. The transcript is spliced from 13 exons. Bases 969 to 2759 code for a protein of 596 amino acids. The record is from RefSeq and is a predicted model, not a curated record. NCBI's taxonomy places the organism in Eukaryota, Metazoa, Arthropoda, Insecta, Hymenoptera, Eulophidae.
ACCCGUGCAGUCUUCAAGAGCAAAGGAGAUAGACGGAUAUAUAGAUGAACUGUUGUAUGGAUAUGUAUUAUUUACUGUGUGGGUCAGGGCCACACGAAUGUACGAAAGAUCUCUCAAACGUGUUUCCUUUUGAGAUCGAGUGGCUGGACUGACUGCCAGUAACUACGAUUGUGGUUCAACCGAUAUUAUAUCCCGUUGACCCGAUUUGUCUAGAAACUUGCAGCACUGCACUCCUCUCUAAGUACGUGCGCGAAUUGGACCAAGUCUCCGUCUGUCUCUUUCUCUUACUCCCACUCUCCCUCUUCGUCGUCCAAUCGUACUGUUGCUGUCUUUCCCUCUCUUCACGAGCAGUACCGCCGUACGCUAUAGUUUGUAGCAGGCAGGAUUGCUUCGUUCUGCUGCUGCCGUAAUACCGAACUCUGGCGGACAUGGACCCCCACCCGGAUUUGCAAAAGUUCGCAUUCGUUCGGAUAUACUCGUUCUACUAGAAAGAGACCGACUGUAUGGUGAGAGAGAGUGAGAGAGAGAGAAACAGACAGACAGAGAGAGAGGCAGACAGAAAGAGAGAGGGAGGGAGGGAGAGAGAGAGACGGAGCGAAAAAAGAGCCACGACUAAAGAGAAAAAAAUCAUACAACACGGCCACCACGCGUGUGACCUUCGGAAAGGCGCGCAAUCCAAGCUUUUAUGAACUUUAGGCUGCUAUGGCCAUCAAGUAAUAUUCACUUUCUCAUUUUAACGAGCAUAUAUCUCCCUUACUUAUUUUAUACGUUAAUAUAUGUUUAACCACUUUCUUGUCAAUUCAAAGCAAUCGGUUUCAUUUCGAUUGGCUACGUGCGCGCAGGUUUCAUUUUUUCGAACGCUUUAUGGUUUGUUUCUCUCUUUCGUGCGAUUAACCGACUUUCGAAUGAAUUUUUGAUUGACUCGAUUUCUCCGAAUUAAAGUACAAGUCAGUAUAGAAAAGAAUACAAUGAAUACAGACGAGGACGAAAGAAUAAAUGAUUUAUUGAUUGAGAAAAUUGACGAAAUUACUGGUUGUGAAAUGAAAAAAGUAGGAAUUCAAAGGAUGGAAAAUGAGCUAACUAUUAAAAAAUUAGAUCGAGAAUAUGCAGAAAUUAAGAGAAAUUUAAUUUAUUCUAAGAAAAUGCUAGAUGAAGCACGUAAGAAUAGCGCUACACAAUCUGAAACAAAGAGUCAACUUUUACAUGCCAAUAAAGCUAUAAUAGAAAAAUUUAAUGAAUUGAAGAAAUAUCAAAAUGAAAUCACAUUAUUUAACAUGUUUAAAGUGGAGAAAUCACUUCAAGAUUGUAUGGAUAGAAACAGUGAAUGUAUAAGAAUACUUCAUCUUAUAUUAGACAAGGAUAAUUAUUUCGAUAUACUUAACAAAAAUCUUCUUGAUAAAGAAAAUCAAUUAAAUGAAGAUAUUCAAAAACAAAUCGACCAAAAGAGGGAAACUGUUCGUAAUGACGAAGAGACUCUAUCAAUUUUGACAAAGAAAGUAGAAGAACAAAAAAUACAAAUUGAUGGAGAGAAAAUUGACAAUCGAAUUAAGCACGCUGUCGAAGAGCGAAAUAAGAGAAUCAUUCAAUUACAAGCGAACGAAGAUACAUUAUGUAAACAAUUUAAACAGGAAAUAGAUGAUUUGCAACAAAAGAAAUUCAAUAAGAUUCAGAAUCUAGAGACUCAUAUAAAUGACAUGAAAACUUUAGAAAAUAAUUUAAUGGAUUUACAAUCACAGUUUUCGGAAACAGAAAAAAAUGUGAUGCUACAAAAUGAGAGUCUUCAAAAUAUUCUAAUACAAAUUAAGGACAUUUCUAGUGAAAUACAAAAAAGUCAUGAAAUUAAUAAUCAAUCUAAUGAAUUUUAUGAAAAUAAUUUUACAAGCUUACAUAGUGAAUUUGCUCUAGUAAAUUCUGAAUUGCAAAGAGAGCAACUUGCUUUUGAUGAAAUGGAAAAUAAUAUGCAAGACGAAAUGAAAAAACUAUUUACUCAACUUGAAGAAAAAAAGAACUUGCAAAAUACGUUGGAAAAACGUCAAAGUGAUUUAUUGACAAUGAAAGAAAAACAAACAGAACAACAAAAAUUAUUGUCCCAAAAUUGUGAAUUAGAUAAAAAAUUAGCUAAUUUGACAGAGGAAUACGAAAAGCAGCUUUCAAUUGCAUCAAUCAAUACAAAUAAACAGAUUGAGCUAAAUACAAAAAUUAAGGAAUUACGUGAAAAAAGAGAUAAUGCCAGAAAACAGUUAGAAAGUUUAAGUAAACAUAAGAAUCAGGCAAAUAAAGCUAUGAAUAAUUCAAGUGACAGUAUUUUAAAUAGCGCUGCAGAAAAUACGAUGUCAUCUCAGCAAACAACUCCUCAGAGAAAAUUGUACGAUACAGUACAUCGUACAACGCAAUAUAAUAAUAGUGAGAUUGAAAAUAAUGUUGUAAGUUCUCAAACCCCCAAAAAGACUCCACAAUAUUUAGACAAUUCUAAUAAAUCAUUUAAAUUUAAUCUAGAUUCUUCUGAUGAGUCUGAUGAUGAAUUCAAAACAAUUAAUAAAACUCCAAAAAAGACGCAUGUAUCCUCUACGACGCCUAUCUAUAAAACACAAGAUUACACAUGCGGUGGUAAUGAUAAAAAUACUGAGAAUCCUGCAAGUGAAAAUUUGUCUCAAAGCGAAAGAUUAUUUGACGAGCUAAUAGCUUCUCAAAAACCUGAAGAAUCGUCGACAAAAAAAAAAGAUGAAGCAUGUUUCAUAUUUAACAUUAAUAUACUUUAA